AUGUCGGCACUAAAGUUCGUCCGCCUGGUGUGGGAAUCCUUUAGAGCAACUUCGGGGGUUGAGCCACGGUUGAUAGACGGCAUGCGGAUAACAGCAGCGGAACCUGGCAAAGUCAACUUUGAGCUUCCUAUCGAGAAGCAGCAUACGAACCGGUUAGGUAUAUUGCACGGCGCUACACUUGCCACCAUGGUUGAUACCAGUGGUUCGCUCGCUCUGGCAUCUCGUGGUCUAUAUUCGACAGGAGUUUCGACAGACCUCAGCGUAACCUACCUCAACGCCGGCGGAAAGAUUGGUGAUUUGGUCAAAGGCGAAGUCAUCUGUGAUAAGUUCGGCAAAACACUUGCAUACACGUCGGUCAAAUUCAUGAACAAAAACAACGAGAUCGUGGCUCGAGGGAGCCACACCAAAUUUGUCGCUCUUGCCUGGAAAGACGAGAAGAACAUCACGGAUCAAUUGAAGCCUGAAGUCAACGAAUCCCAAGCUAGUGAAGUCACACGGACCAGUUUCUAG
Fonsecaea multimorphosa CBS 102226 is the source of this 510-nucleotide messenger RNA. RefSeq lists its product as uncharacterized. The record is from RefSeq and is a predicted model, not a curated record. Gene Ontology annotation, molecular function: fatty acyl-CoA hydrolase activity. Lineage: Eukaryota; Fungi; Ascomycota; Eurotiomycetes; Chaetothyriales; Herpotrichiellaceae. The transcript is spliced from 5 exons. Bases 1 to 510 code for a protein of 169 amino acids.